This is a messenger RNA of Saccostrea echinata, 1006 nucleotides long. RefSeq names its product neuferricin-like. Bases 153 to 992 code for a protein of 279 amino acids. NCBI's taxonomy places the organism in Eukaryota, Metazoa, Mollusca, Bivalvia, Ostreida, Ostreidae. The transcript is spliced from 4 exons. The record is from RefSeq and is a predicted model, not a curated record. Gene Ontology annotation, cellular component: membrane; endomembrane system.
CACCUGUGAGUGUAACUGUCUACCGGUUCUUAUCUACCUGUCUGGUGUUAAGAUGACCCUUAUUUCAUGGCAAAUUAUCUUGAGCGUGUAAUGAAUAGAAUAUGUUAUCAUAUACUUGAAUUUUUUUGGAAAACAAGAAGAAAGACAUAAACAUGUCCUUUCUUAGAACUUUGUUUACAUUUUCCUGUGUCGUGGGCGGGGUCGCUGUGCUGUUAUCCCUGGAUAUUUUCAAACAUCAGAGAGAACAGCUGUUUUCAUACAUUCCAAAAAGUCUUAGGGACCGCUUAUUUGGUGGCUCCGGAAUCCAUUCCAAUGACAAACUUUUCACAGUUGUUGAGUUGGAAAAAUAUCGGGGUGUUGACGGAAGCGAUAUUUACCUGGCCGUUCUGGGACAAGUCUUUGACGUCACAAAGGGUAGGAAACACUAUGGACCAGGGGGAACCUAUCACUUCUUCACAGGAAAUGCUGGCACGAGGGCCUUUGUAUCAGGUGAUUUCACAAAGGAAGGAUUAAAAGAGGACCUCACAGGAUUGUCCCUCCAGGAAAUCCAGGGAAUAGCAGGCUGGGUCGACUUCUACAAACAGCAGUACACAUAUCUAGGAAAACUAAUUGGGCAUUUUUAUGACGAACAUGGCAAUCCAACCGAAGCCCUGGAGGAAUUCAAGGGAAGACUCGUAGAAGCCCAAAAGAAGCAGGAUGAAGACAAUGAAGACUUACGGAGAUUCCCGCCAUGUAACUCCGAGACAAAAGUCGGGAUCAGCAGACGAUUGUGGUGUACAGAGAACAGUGGUGGCAUAAAACGAGAUUGGAUCGGAGUUCCUAGACAGUAUUUCCAGCCAGGUCAUUCACAAGCACGUUGUGCGUGCGUCAGAGAUAGUGGCCCGCCUUCUUUAGGAAGCGGUUCUUCCAACAACGGCGACUUAGAUAAUCCAAAUUUGAAACUAUAUGACGGAUGCGAACCAACAGCAACAUCCUGUAACUUUAAAGAUUAAACAAUUAAAACAUG